Messenger RNA from Triticum dicoccoides, 636 nucleotides. RefSeq names its product putative ATP synthase protein YMF19. The transcript has a single exon. The record is from RefSeq and is a predicted model, not a curated record. NCBI's taxonomy places the organism in Eukaryota, Viridiplantae, Streptophyta, Magnoliopsida, Poales, Poaceae. Gene Ontology annotation, cellular component: membrane; mitochondrion. The coding region runs from base 18 to 488 and encodes 156 amino acids.
UUGAAAUCCAAAUCGAAAUGCCUCAACUUGAUAAAUUAACUUAUUUCUCACAAUUCUUCUGGUUAUGUCUUCUCCUCUUUACUUUUUAUAUUCUCUUAUUUAAUAAUAAUAAUGGAAUACUUGGAAUUAGUAGAAUUCUCAAACUACGGAACCAACUGCUUUCGCACCGGGGGGGCGAGAUCCGGAGCAAGGACCCUAAGAAUCUGGAAGAUAUCUCGAGAAAAGGUUUUAGCACCGGUCUCUCAUAUAUGUACUCCAGUUUAUCCGAAGUAUCCCAAUGGUGUAAGACCGUCGACUAUUUGGGAAAAAGGAGGAAAAUCACUCUGAUCUCUGAUUUCGGAGAAAUAAGUGGCUCACGAGGAAUGGAGAGACAGAUUCUUUAUUUGAUCUCGAAGUCCUCAUAUAACACUUCUUCCAGUCGGAUCACUUGUUGGAAAAACAUAAUGCUCACACAUGUUCCACACGGGCAAGGAAGCAUAAUAUCAUGAAAGCCGUCUGAUAAUCUUUCUAUAGGUUCCCCAAAGAGAAUGGUCUCAUCACAAAAACACUUUCUAUAUGUUCUGUUAUUUCGAGAUUCGAAGAAGCAAGCAAGUUUUUCAUAUAGUUGUUUUUGUGUAGUGAUCUCUGUUCAUGGAG